Messenger RNA from Helobdella robusta, 858 nucleotides. RefSeq lists its product as hypothetical. Lineage: Eukaryota; Metazoa; Annelida; Clitellata; Rhynchobdellida; Glossiphoniidae. The transcript is spliced from 6 exons. Bases 1 to 858 code for a protein of 285 amino acids. The record is from RefSeq and is a predicted model, not a curated record.
AUGAUGAUGAACUCCUUGCUAUUUAUUGUUAUUCUCUCUGCACGGCUAACAUCCUCUUCACAUCACUUGGUGUUCUAUAGGUCUUUUAACACGAGUUUGUACAUAAACACGGAGUUCUUCGCCAGGAGCUACAAGGGGGCUGAGAAAUUCUGUGCCGAUAAUAAUAGUACCAUUCUGAGGAUUUUAAACCCGAAGCAGAACGAUCAUGCACGUGAAUUUAUUGAUAUUUUCAGGAGGAGGAACCAGUAUAGUGUGAGGUUUCUCACGAGGUUGAAGAAGGUGGAUUAUGAGUACGGGCAUUUGAAGGCCAUUCAUCCGAAAAAAGACGUGAAGAACUUCUACCUACCUGAAGAAAAAACCCCUUCUAAAAGGUAUUCAAGGUUUCUCUCUAUGAGGCAUGAUGGGACGCUGAGAACCCUGAGUAACAGGGAAAAAAUUUUCUUUAUUUGCUCAAAGCCUGGAAAGUGCAACAAAAGCAGCUACAAAAGCGGCGACGCCUGCUUCCAGAAAGUGAAGCUGAAGAAGACUUGGUACGAAGCCAGGGCCUAUUGCAUCCUAAACGGUGGUGAUUUGUUCGUUUUUGACGAGAACUUCAAAGUCAGCAUGCUGAUCGAAGGUUCUCUGCCGGGAGAGCAUUACUGGUUGGGCUAUAGCAAAUUCAGGUGGUACUACGAUGAAGAACCAGAGCUCUUCGCCAGAUACACUCCUUGGGACAUGGAAGAUAUAUCCAGCUAUGGUAGCGGCUUCACCUGCUCCAAUAUUGGUAUCGAAGGAGGCUUUCACUGGUCGCCAACUCUCUGCAAUAGUCUCAUAUCUGUUAUUUGCAUGGAGAUUAUUGCCAAUAUUAUUUUAGAGUAA